GAUGAGCGAACCCGAGCCGCAGGAGCUGGGUGCCGAGGUGGUAAGCGGAUCGCUCGUCUCCACAGAGGACACCCAGGAGCUGACGAAGGCCAAGUACAACAAUCUGUGCCGGGAACUGAACAUAGACCGUCAAACGGAGAAGGAUGGAUACCAAAUGUUUCAUGAAGUCUCCCAGCGCUGCUCCCUGGAGGGUGAGUUCCCCCACUGGCUGGGCUGUGCACUGUUCGCCGCCUGUCGCCAAUCCAGCACCCCCACUGUUAUUGGCCAGGAUGCAGUGGUCCGGGGCAACUGUGUCUCCCUCAACAAUCUCCUGCGCUGCUGUCAAAUGAGUAUCUACGACUUUAAGACCAAGAUAAAGCAAUGGUGCGACAUGGCCAACCUGCCGCAGGAGUUUGUCAACGAGAUCGAGGUUCUGGAACGAAGGUUCAGCAUUACCUUCACGCUGUACAAACGCUACCGCUCCAUCUUUGACCAGCUAUUCACCUGUCCGCCCAACGAGAAGAAGCCUUCGAAGUACAUUUCCCUGAACUCCAGCCGCGCCCACGGCAAGUGCUCGUACAUCAAGCUGGACGACAUCACCUGGCGGCUGUUUCUCUGCGCCAAGAACCAGAAGCCCAGCACCACGGUGGACCUGGUGACGUCCUUCAACCUGAUGAUCUGUUGCAUCGAUCUGAUAUACAACAACGUGCUGUCCGAGAAGCGCGCCGAUCUCAUCAAUCCCAAAUUCGAGGGCCUGCCAGCCAACUGGAUGGAGCAGGACUUCCGCCACCAGCAGCACUGUAUUCUGGACCACUUCUGCGAUAUGACCGAAGAGGCCAGAGCCAUGAAGGCCACCACCUUCCGAGAGAUUAUAUCCAGUUUCAUGCAGACCUCGACCAUCUAUGGACAGAGGGACACCAUGCUGGGCCUGCUGGCCAAUGAGAACUUCGAGCGCAAUCUGAAAUCGCUCAACAUUAGCUACGAGCAGUAUGUCCUCAGUGUCGGAGAGUUCGAUGAGCGUAUCCUUAGCGCCUACGACGCCGGCGACCACACCGGCAUGAAUGACCAAGCCCUGAGGCCGCCGGUGACGCCUCUCACCCGCAAACAGGACCUGCCGGCCGCAACGGCAAUGUCUGGCGAUAAGUUCGAACCCGUCCUGAAUGCCACCACCAAUGUGAAGCAGCUCGCCGCCUUUGCCCGUAUCACGGAACCCACGGAGUUUGUCAUGCAAGCUGGUCCGGAGGUUAUCGCCAAGCUGCUGAACAACCUCGACGAGAUGCAGCAGAAGUUCCUCGCCAAGUAUACAUCCCCGGAGGCGAAGAGCCGAUUCAAGCUGGCCAAGUCCUUUUACUUCUACCUGCUGGACCAGAUCCUCCAGGCGGAGAUCAGGAACAAGCCGGACAUCGAUCUCAAGCGGCUGUUGGUGCAGAAGAUCUCCCUCGACAUCUUCAACAUUACGCUGAUGGCCUGCUGCGUGGAACUGGUGCUGGAGGCCUACAAGACGGAGGCCUACAAGUUCCCCUGGGUGCUCGAGUGUUUAAGUAUUAGUUCGUUCGAGUUUCAGAAGAUCAUCGAGAUCGUGGUGCGUCACGGCUCCCACGGCUGUCUGACUCGGUCUCUCAUCAAGCACCUGAACUCCGUCGAGGAGACGUGCCUGGAGCAGCUGGCCUGGGUCAGCAACUCGCCCUUGUGGACCAUGAUCUCCUCGGCGUCAUCGCCGCUGCCGACGUCCCUGGAUGUGAACCGGAACCGUACUGCCGGCCCACUGGAGAUCUUUCUGCGCAAGUUGUACUUGCUGGCUUGGCUGCGCAUCCAGAAACUCUGCUCGGAGCUGGGCCUCUGCGAUCCGGAGCGCAUCUGGCACAUCUUCGAGCACUCGAUCACCCACGAGACCGAUCUGAUGAAGGACCGCCACCUCGAUCAAAAUAUCAUGUGUGCAAUAUAUAUCUACAUUAGAGUAAAGCGAAUGGAGGACCCCAAAUUCAGUGACAUAAUGCGAGCGUAUCGCAACCAACCGCAGGCGGUGAACAGCGUCUACCGGGAGGUGCUCAUCGGGGUGAACGAGGAUGGGGAGCCGAAGGUGAAGGAUAUCAUUUACUUCUACAAUCACAUCUAUGUGCCGGCGAUUAAGAAAUUUGCUAUCGGCCAUCUGAGCAUGACGCCGGAUGUGAGCGGCGGUUGCACGAUCAGUAGCUCCGAUCUGUUGCUCUCGCCCCAUCCCAAGGAGCGGGCCGCCCAGCCGAAGAAGGUUACCCAAAAUCACUCGCUCUAUGUUUCGCAGAUGUCGAAGAACGAGAUCCAGCAGUCGCCUAAUCAGAUUGUCUACAGGUUCUACCAUAGUCCGGCCAAGGAGCUGCAGCUAAUGAACGAGAAGGUGCGCGGUGGCAAACGGAUGCUGAGCUUCGGAGACGACCCCACACCCGGCACAGUGACGGAAACGAAGCGUGCAGUCCGGGAGCUGCCGGGACAUCUAAGCCAGAUCAAGGCCGUGAUGGAUGACCGGGAAAAGGAGCAGGAACGGGAGCUGAGGGAGCAGGUCGAGCCACGGUCCGCUGGUACGGCGAGGGCAGGAGAACAUGAGACAUAGACAUUGGGAUCCAGGGGGCAGCUUAGAGUUUAGAUUAUUACAAACAACAAACAAACAAACAAACAAACAAACAAACAAAACAAAAAAACGGAAAAACUAAACACAAAACAAAACAAAAACAAAAACAAAAAAUCAGCCAGAGCCUGUGUCCAUACGCCGGUCUCUAUUCUCCUUUCGACUCUUUUAUGAUUGUUGUUUUAUUAUUAUAAUUAUUUUUUUAGAUUGACAUUUGUAUUUAAAGUAGCAUCUCUUUUAUAAUUUGUUCAAACACCAGCCAACAACAACCAUAUGAAUCAUAUGCUAACCAUUUCUAAUAUACAUAUUUGUAAAGAAACAGCACUUGAAUUUCUAGUAACGGCCUGUACACCACCCAUAUACAUCAAACUAACAAAUCAAAUUAAGGCAAUCCACAUUAUAUAUACGCAUAUAUACAAAUACACUUUACAAAAAUUCUGA
Messenger RNA from Drosophila ananassae, 3022 nucleotides. RefSeq names its product retinoblastoma family protein. The record is from RefSeq and is a predicted model, not a curated record. The coding region runs from base 2 to 2566 and encodes 854 amino acids. Gene Ontology annotation, biological process: cell differentiation; negative regulation of G1/S transition of mitotic cell cycle; regulation of transcription by RNA polymerase II. Gene Ontology annotation, cellular component: nucleus; chromatin; transcription regulator complex. The transcript is spliced from 8 exons. NCBI's taxonomy places the organism in Eukaryota, Metazoa, Arthropoda, Insecta, Diptera, Drosophilidae. Gene Ontology annotation, molecular function: RNA polymerase II transcription regulatory region sequence-specific DNA binding.